UGAGAUCUUGUCUCAAAAAAAAAAGAGAAGGAAAAAAAAGCUUUCUAAGACCAUACCUGUCAUGUAAUGUGCACUAUAUCCUUACACCUGAAAGCAUUCUUCUGCCCAGAGAAACUCAGCUGUACAACACAACUCUGUGACUGGACUAAGCAGCUGGAAGAAAUUCUUGGCUUACUCGUUUGCAAGUCCCGAGGUGGGACUCCAGUGAGAGGUUGUUACAGUGGGGGAUGGGUUCCCAGAUGGGCUUCCGGCUCUUGUGCACGAGGGAACAACGGUACGGAAAAGCAGCUGUGUGUAAUACGCUUCAAAGGGCGAAGCUGUGCUCCCAGCAAGCAGCCUCGUGCUGGCAGAAAGGAGAGUGGGACAAACAGGAAGACGGCACUGGCUGGGCUCCAGGAUUUGAAAUGUGCGCCAGGCCUCGGGCGCCUCCUGCUGGGUUUUCAGAGCGCGACUGACAGGGCAGGCAGGUUGCACUGUCUGAUGCCGCGGAUGUGUCCAGCAGAUUCCAGACUCUUGUGUAUGAUGAGCCAAGAAUUACAAAGCGUUCAUCCAACAGUAAAUGAAAAGUGGCUGCAUUUAUUGAAGAUCUCGCGAAGGUUUAACUUCUUUAUUCAGCAAAAAUGUGGAUUCAGAAAAGCACCCAGGAAGAUUGAACCUCGAAGAUCAGACACAGGGCCGAGUGGUGGAGCGUACAAGAGAAGUGCUUUGAUUCCUCCCGUGGAAGAAACGGUCUUUGAUCCUUCUCCCUAUCCUAUAAGGACUCUGAUAAAGCCUUUCUUUUUUACUGUUGGGUUUACAGGCUGUGCAUUUGGAUCAGCUGCUAUCUGGCAGUAUGAAUCACUGAAAUCCAGGGUCCAGAGUUAUUUUGAUGGUGUAAAAGCUGAUUGGCUGGAUAGCAUAAGCCCACAGAAAAAAGGAGACCUCAGAAAGGAGAUUAACAAGUGGUGGAAUAACCUAAGUGAUGGCCAGCGGACUGUGACAGGUAUCAUAACUGCAAAUGUUCUUGUAUUCUGUUUAUGGAGAGUACCUGCUCUGCAGCGGACAAUGAUCAGAUAUUUUACAUCUAAUCCAGCCUCAAAGGUGCUCUGCUCGCCGAUGCUGCUGUCAUCGUUCAGCCACUUCUCCUUGUUCCACAUGGCGGCGAACAUGUACGUUCUGUGGAGCUUCUCCUCCAGCGUCGUCAGCAUCCUGGGCCAGGAGCAGUUCUUGGCAGUGUACCUGUCUGCGGGUGUCAUUUCCAAUUUUGUCAGUUACGUGUGUAAAGUUGCCACAGGAAGAUACGGACCAUCACUUGGUGCAUCGGGCGCCAUCAUGACCGUGCUGGCCGCCGUGUGCACAAAGAAAAAACUAUUUGAAGUGCUGCUGACUUGCCCAGUAGGCGGUGCAAUUAAAUGCCAUUUACAAAGUGGCGAUGGAAGAGCAGCACGUGUGUCCCCGUGGGAACAGCAGCGUGGUAUAAAUAGUGCACACCACCCUGCUGUGCCAGGAUGGUACGUCAUCUACGGCCACGAGCUCAUCUGGAAGAACAGGGAGCCGCUGGUGAAGAUGUGGCACGAGCUGAGGACCCGUGGCCCCAGGAAAGGAGGUGGCUCUGAGUGAAGCCGGCCCUGCCGCAGAGCCGCGAGAGCGCCCAGGUCCCGCUCCUGCCUGAAGGUGCCGCCGCGAGGGCCUCUCCCCAGCCCGAGCACAUGAUUGUGGAAUAAAGGUUUCUGGUCUAGUUUGUAAACGCCGCGCCUCCCUCCAGC
Molecule: messenger RNA, 1745 nt
Organism: Fukomys damarensis (Damara mole-rat)
Lineage: Eukaryota; Metazoa; Chordata; Mammalia; Rodentia; Bathyergidae
Gene: Parl
Product: presenilin associated rhomboid like
Exons: 10
Coding region: 67-1599 (510 amino acids)
Cellular component (GO): membrane
Molecular function (GO): serine-type endopeptidase activity
Source: RefSeq, a predicted model, not a curated record